AGCCAAAACCUGCAUUUAUAAACCAAGACAAGGUCCAGAAGGAGGUGAAUGCUGUCCUGACAGAAAGUGCCACCCUCAGCUGUGAGGUAGCACAGGAUGCAACUGAAGUAAAAUGGUACAAGGAUGGAAAACUGCUCAUUUCCUCUAGAAAAUUCAAAGUAGAAACUGUGGGCAAAACCCGGCGCCUUGUUAUAGAUCAACUGGAGAAGAAAGAUGCUGGAGAAUACAUCUGUGAGGCUGCAGGCCAGAAGCUGACCUUCAAGUUGAAACCCACUGAACCAGAGGCUAAAUUUGAAAAGAACAUUGUCCAGAAAGAGCCUCUCGUUGUUCAAGAACAUGAAAGCAUCACGCUGACUACCUCAGUAACGCCUGAAACUGCUGCAGUAAAGUGGUUCAAGGAUGGAACAGAAAUCAAGGCGAGCAAAAAAUAUGAGAUCAAGAGUGAGGGGGCCUCCAGGACGCUGACGGUGAAGCUGGCUGAGAGCACAGACGCUGCUGUGUACGCUUGCCAGACAAGGAGCGACAAGCAGGAAUUCAAAGUGCAAGUGAAAGAAAUCCCAGUGAAGUUUGCCAAAAAGCUCGAAGCCGUUAAUGCUGAGAUUGGAGGCAACGUCUCUCUGACCUGUGAUGUGAGCCACGCCAAAGGGAAGGUGCUGUGGCGCAGGAAUGGCGUUGAGAUCAAGCCUGGCAAGCAUUUCCAGAUUCACGAGGAGGGGGUCAAACGAACCCUGACAAUAACGGGGAUCCGGGCUGAGGAUGAGGGAGAGUACUCCUGUGAGUCCAGAGAUGACAGGAGCAGCAUUACCGUCACCCCCAAAGCUCCCAGAGUGGUGAAGUUUGUUACAAGUCUCAGCAGCGUGGUCUGUGAGGAAGGAAAAGAGGCUGUGUUCAAGUGCACCGUCUCUCCCAGUGAUGCCGUGGUCACUUGGCUCAGGAAUGGUGUCAAGAUUGAAGCCAGCAAGAAAUAUGUGAUCUCGCAGAAGGGCACCAACCACAGCCUCACCAUCACUGAUCUGAUGCUGGAAGAUGCAGCUGAAAUCUCCGCCAAUGCUGAGGGUGUAGAAAGCACAGCCAAUCUCAGAGUCCGAGAAGCCUCAAUCUCUUUCAAGAAGAAACUGGAGCCCAGAACAGUCGAAGAGAGGGACACAGUGACCUUGGAGGUAGAGCUGACCAAGCCUGCAGAGGUGAAGUGGAUGAGAAACAGCAUCAUAUUGAAGCCCAGUGAAAAAGUCGAGAUCAAAGCUGAGGGAGCAAAGCAUACCUUGGUGGUUAAGGACAUCACCUUUGCAGACAGGGGCUUCUACUGCUGUGAGAGUCCUGAUGACAAGACCCAGGCCAAGAUCAACGUAGAAAUGAGGCAGAUCAAACUGGUGAAAGGUCUUCAGCCCCUUGAAGUGUUUGAGAAAGGGACCAUCACCUUCGAGGCGGAGGUGUCACACAAGGACGUGGAAGGCACCUGGCAGAAGAAUGGCGUUCGGCUGAAGCCUGCACCGAAUAUCAGUAUCGGUGUCCUGGGGAAGAAACAUUCACUGACUCUUUCUUCGGUGACUCUUGAGGACGCAGGACUCAUCUCCUUCAAAGCAGAUGGCAUUCAUUCGUCAGGGAUGCUCACUGUGACAGAAUUGCCUGUGAGAAUCAGCAAACCUUUGGGAGACGUCAGCGUAACUCAGAAGGACAAGGUCACGUUUGAGUGUGAGCUGUCCAGGCCCAACGUGGAUGUUAAGUGGUUCAAGGAUGGGAAGGAACUCCGGCAAAGUAAAAAAGUGGGGAUUAUUUCCCAGGGAAAUAAGAGAAGCCUCAUUAUUCACAAGUGUGAAUAUGAAGAUCAAGGAACCUAUACGUGUGAAGCACCUGAAGACAAGACAUCAGCUACCCUAAAGGUUCAUG
Eurypyga helias (sunbittern) is the source of this 1887-nucleotide messenger RNA. Its product is annotated as obscurin-like. The transcript has 8 exons. Lineage: Eukaryota; Metazoa; Chordata; Aves; Eurypygiformes; Eurypygidae. The annotation marks the transcript as partial. The record is from RefSeq and is a predicted model, not a curated record.